AUGAAGCUCUCUACCGCCGCCAUGGCUGCUGUUGCUUCGGCCCAGAUGUCCGCAACCUACAAUAAUGCUCUCUUGCAUUUGGACUUCCACGAUGGCGCUGCUAACAUGGUUCGCGAGCUUUUCAAGGAUUACGGAUGGCCAGAUCUUGUCACCGAGAACACUGGCUUCUCUUUCCUUGAAAACAUCAACGACUUCAACGUUGCUUACUGCAUGACCUCCACCUUUACCGGCAUCAGCACUACCACCGACAAUAACGCUCUCUACACCAACAUCGACAACUUCAAGACCCGAGUUGCCAACGACCGAAACACUCAGGACCUCUACGCGUCCCUCGCGGGCUGCAUGAGUGGCAUCACUUUCUCCCGAACUGAGAUGUCUAACUACUUCAUCAAUUUCCCAGUUGGAAACUUUGAUGGAGUUGAUCUUGGCGCUCUCAUGACAAGUGUUGCUGACAAACAUUUCCAGAGUGCUCAAGAUGCCGCUACUGCUUAUGAGGCGCAGACUGACUACACCAACGCUUCUAAUGCAUACUUGAACUCCAUGCGAGCUCUCCGAUCAGCUUUCAAGCAAUACAACUCUGGAAUCAGCAACAGCCGAAACACCGCUGAGCAGCUCACCGACUACGCCCAGCUCGCCUGGGAGUUCAUCGAGGCCGGUCUUUAUGUUUAUGAAAAUGAGAUGGAAGCAUGGCAAUUCGGAGAGAGACUUUACGAUGAGAUCAUCAAUAUUGAUACUAUCGUCUACAAACAGCCACUCAUCAACGCUUGCCUCCAGAAGGUCGGUCCCUUUGGAAUGGUUCACCAGAUGAUGGUCAAUUUUUUCAGCAUCCUCUACCAUGCUGAUGUUCUCUUCCAGUGGGCUGAACUCAGCGAACGAUACAUCGCUGAAGCCAUCUGGGGACAGACUUUUACCGAAACUUUCCACAACUACUGGAGCCAGUACUUCUACCAGUACUUCUACGAUUUCUCCCAGUACGGUGGUGAAGUCGAAGCCUGGACUAACCUUGCUGCCACCUUCCUCGACCCCUACCUCCAAGAUACGUUCUACAACACCAUCGCGGUAUCCGUCUGCGGAUUCGAAGAAGCGUAA
Molecule: messenger RNA, 1089 nt
Organism: Oikopleura dioica
Lineage: Eukaryota; Metazoa; Chordata; Appendicularia; Copelata; Oikopleuridae
Source: the annotation of a GenBank genome assembly